This is a messenger RNA of Metopolophium dirhodum (rose-grain aphid), 1183 nucleotides long. RefSeq lists its product as uncharacterized. The record is from RefSeq and is a predicted model, not a curated record. The transcript has 3 exons. Bases 294 to 992 code for a protein of 232 amino acids. Lineage: Eukaryota; Metazoa; Arthropoda; Insecta; Hemiptera; Aphididae.
GAAAAAUGUCUGUAGUCAUCCUGCAACCACCAUUCAUUGCACAGGACACCGAAAAGCCAAACCGUGUAAUGUGCGACAAAUCGAUGUUACAUAAUUUUUUUCUCCCAGAAGAUUUGUUGUGAUUUAAUCGAGAGCAUCCGUUUUUAGUAGUGUGCGAAAUCAUUACGCCAAUAGAUAACCGUUCAAGGUCGUCCUUUUAUAGGGUUCGGGUACGUAUACCAAAGUGAGACGUCCGUCUAGCAGCUCAGUUUGUUCAAGAAUUCAGACACCAGAGCACAUAUCGAUACAGAAAAAUGAAGAUCGCUAUGUGUUUGACGAUUUUCGUUGCGUCGGCCGUAUUAGUGGCCCACGACUGUCAGGCCGCACCAGCUCCGCCUCCGUUCACCGAUGAGAAGGCAGACCGCGAGAGUCUUGACGUCAACGAAGUGGGACCGACCGAGGAGGACUGGAAGCUGUACACCCGGUUGACGAAGACCAUGUCGCACGAUCCGUCGGACGCCGACAAGACCCGCGAGCUGCUGAAGGAGAUCGAAGAGUAUUCGCGGCUGGUCACGCCCGCCGACGCGCUGACCACGACCGACGUCCCCGCCGACGGCACGACGGACCUGCCGGAUUCGGCGGACUCGGCGGAUGUCACCGAAACGGAUCAAGCGUCGUCCGACUGGUUCGCCUCGACGUGGAGGAACAUGAACCGGAACGACGACGGCGGCGACGACGACGGGCCGCGAAUGGGCAGGCAAGACGACGGCAACGUGGAAGACAUCAUCAGAAAGAUUUCCAACGACUUGAAGAAACUGUACGUCAAGAUCAAGCAAGUGAUUACGGUGGUGAAAAACUGGGUCAACCACGCUAAGGGUUCAACAAGUGAAUUUGAUGGAUACCCAAUGUCUGCAAGUGCUUCUGAAUCGGAUGGAGUUUUUGUAAUUCCCGAUCCACUAAUUGGGGAUAUAGAUAAGUCUAAUAAAUACAUUUUACCCAUAAAUGACGAUUAAAUUAUAAAUAUUAAUUUCCGAUUAAACUUAUAUGGCUUAUUGAAAUCGCACAUCAACCUAAAAUCGGUAAUUUAAAUUAUAUUAUUUAAGUUUAUUUUAUUUACUUAGUUAAAUAUUGUUCCUUUAUUGUAUCAUUUAUUUAUUCUGUACUUACAUGAUAACAUUUUUCAAUAUAAAAUACAAUUAUUAUA